Molecule: messenger RNA, 3036 nt
Organism: Caenorhabditis angaria
Lineage: Eukaryota; Metazoa; Nematoda; Chromadorea; Rhabditida; Rhabditidae
Source: the annotation of a GenBank genome assembly
UUGGCCAAAACCGGGCUGGAAACCCGUGUUACCUGGAUUUGGGCAUCAAUUUCCAAAAGACAGCUAAAAUAUAGAAAAUUGGAUGGAUCUUACGCUGGCGAUCAACCUCCGAAGGGCUCAAGGCAUCCAGUCCGAGGAGGCGCCAGUUGCUGCCGGGGUGCCGCUGGAAACGGAAUAACAGCCAAAACCUCCAAAAAAUCGAGUCUGAAGUUAGGAUCACACAACACCAGAUCCUUGGCAAAUGAAUCGAAAAGAGAGGCUGAAAACAACUUGGCAAACUACUCUAGUUGUGAUUUUAUCGCACUGCAGGAAACUAGAAUGAGCAAAGGAUGUUCACUGAUAACAGAAGAUGGAAAUGAAUUUAUAUUCCUCGAAAUGAUCAACAAAAAAGUCGGAGGUCUCGGGUUCUGGAUAAAGAAAAAAUUCAGAAGAUCAGUGGUAGAGGUUGUGAGCUGUUCGGAUCGAGUAGCCAUUCUGAAGCUAAAAAUCGGUGAAACAAACCUUGCUUUAUUCAAUAUGUACUCACCCACUAACAACGCCAAACAAACCGAAGUCGAUAAAUUCUACAAAAUGGCGUCAAAAGCCUAUAACAGCGUAGCAGAUAACUGGGUUCGGAUUGUAUGUGGCGAUUUCAAUGGAGCAAUUGGGAAAACAUCUACCCAAGAGCACCCAACCGUUGGAAGAUAUGGCUUGAAAACCAUCACAAGAAACGACAAUGGUGAAUCGCUUAUUGAUUUCGCGAACUCAAAAAGAUUGGCGAUACUAAACACGCAUUUCAAAAAGAAGAGAUCAGCAUAUUGGACCUGGAGAGGCCCAAACGAGAAGUCCAGAUCGAUGAUUGAUUAUUUCAUGAUAAAAGAAUCGAGACGGUUUAUGAUCCGUGACAUCAACACCUUCAACUCCAAUUACAACCUAUCCGACCAUCGAUUGUUGAGAUUGACUAUAAAUGUAGCACAUCGAGACAUAUCCAGAAAAUUGAGACGACCACGAGAAAGAAUGGAUCGAGUUGUGAAACUAGAUAAAUUGGAAUAUUUAAGAUCUCUCGAUUCAAAUCUCGAUUCAAACUGCGCAAACUACAGUAACCUCAUCAAAACUAUGAAAGAAUGUGCAAAACACACUUCAAUUCCGACACCAAAAGAAUCAAGGAUUUCUCAAGAAACUCGUGAAUUAUUGGAGAAAAGAUUCAGAAUCUUGGCGUCAAACCAAGCAACCGCUCUUGAAAAACGAGAAAUAUGUAAGAUCACUCGGGAAUCCUAUCAAAAAGAUCUGGAAAACUGGAGAUGUCGCAAAAUUGAAGAAGCAGUGGCCAAAAGAACCAGCGUGAAAAAGAUGAAGAAAAGAAUCGAAGAGAAGUCGGAAUUGUUUCAAAGAUUGACUCUUCAAGAUGGAUCAAGAACUUCGAAUCGAUCAAAAAUCCGUGAAGCUGUUAAAAACCACUUCAAAAAACAAUUCGAACGCACCGGUCCAAAAACAACAAAAAUCCAAUCAACCACCAGAAAUCCACUACCAAUUUCUAACUCAGAAGUUAUGAGAGCAAUAAGCAGUUUGAAAGUAAACACGGCCAGAGGCCUGGAUGGAAUUGGCGCGGAUAUGAUAAAAUAUGGAGGAGAAUUGGUGGCAAAAUGUCUGACUAAUUCGUUCAACAAAAUAAUCGACGACGAUGAAAUACCAGAUGAUUGGAACAACAUCAGAUUGAAAUUGAUUGAGAAAAAGCCAAACCCAGAACAUCUAAAAGACGUCAGGCCAAUAUCGAUUUUAUCGAUUCCUGGUAAAAUCUUCACAAAAGUUAUGACUUCAAGAUUAAUGGGCAAAUCAGAACAAACCUUGGAUGAAAGUCAACACGGAUUCAGACCACGACGAUCAUGCAGUGACAAUUUGCAAUCGAUUUCAAUCUUGUGGGAAAGAAGUCAUGAGUACAAGCUUCCAUUGAUUCUGACGUUCAUCGAUUUCAAGGCGGCUUUCGACUCAGUUGAUUGGAAUUCGGUGCAAGAAAGUGUAAUUGAAACUGGAUUCUGGCCACAAUAUUUGGAGUGUAUUAAAGGCGCAAAUGAAGUCGGAAUCGGAGAGUUAACAGUACUCGGAGAGAAGAUGAAAAUUGCGAUGGAACGCGGAGUCCGUCAAGGCGACUCAUCCUCACCAGCACUAUUCUCAAUCGCGUUGGAUCAUCUGUUGAGACAAGCUGACCCGAUCCCGGAAAACGACCUUGAUGGAAACUAUGGGUGCAAAAUCCACGGGCAGUAUAUCUCAAGACUUUUAUUCGCAGACGAUCUGGUGUUGAUCGAUACAUCGAGCAAAGAUGCCCAAAAACGCGCUGAAAACAUCGCCAAGAAAUGUGAAGAAGCUGGAUUAUUAUUCAACACUUCAAAGUCAAAAGUGUUGCGAAAUGAAGCAGCUGACAAGAGGUUCAUUGUGGUCCGGGGAGAAAGACUGGAAGACGUUGAUCAGAUAAAAUAUUUGGGCCGCAUUUUCAUGAAAGACGGAUCAUUGGACUCCGAAAUCGCAAAUCGGAAAAGAUCAGCGUGGGCUGCUUAUCACGGAAUAGCCGAAGCGUUGAGUGGAAUUGGAAUGACCAGAAAAAAUCAACUGCUGAAACAAAGUGUUGUUGCAGCUGCAAUUUAUGGUGCAGAAACUUGGAACACAAAGGUCAAAGAUGUCGAAAUCAUUCAAAGAACAAUCAACCACAUUUGGGUGCAAGCUGGAGCCGGUAAUCCGCCAGAUAUGACAAAUUUGAUUAUGAAAACAAAAAUCAGAUGGGCAGGCCACGUGGCGCGCAUGUCUCCGACUAGAUAUUGCAAAAUCAUAACACUGUCGGACUUCCCAGAUAAGUAUCCAAGAAGGAAAGGCAGACCAAAAAAGCGCUGGGUGGACGACAUCAAAGAAGCAGCAAAAGUCCACAAUCACAACCAAAAUUUAUUGGGUCUCGGUGGAGACAGAAGAAGAAGAAGGAUCGGGAUAAUAUCCAGCAAAAUUCCCUGGUCACGAAUGGCUCAAGAUCGUUCACAAUGGAGCUGUCUGGUUCACAGUUAUGAUCAAUGA